This is a messenger RNA of Daphnia magna, 1634 nucleotides long. RefSeq lists its product as uncharacterized. The record is from RefSeq and is a predicted model, not a curated record. The coding region runs from base 1 to 675 and encodes 224 amino acids. Lineage: Eukaryota; Metazoa; Arthropoda; Branchiopoda; Diplostraca; Daphniidae. The transcript has 3 exons.
AUGGCUCAAGUGAAAAGCGAUCACGCACCAACAUCGGAAGUUGAAUCUUUCGAUCCUGAAUUGGCUGCCGGAAUCGCCGAACUGCUCACUCGCAUGGCUGUCGAAGAUGACGUCGGCAACCAGUACAUCGAUUUGGAAGAACUGCCGGCCGCGCUCAAACUCCAGGUGUCUCAGUAUUUGACGAAGCAGCAGGUGAUGGACGAGGAAAAGCAAUUCCAGGAGCAAUUGAAAUUGAAGCAAAAAGCAGAGAAGCUGAAAGCGCAAGGGACUAGUUUCGCCAGCCUUUUGAACAAGCAAAGUGACGGCCAAAUUGAUGACCUCUUGAGCAGUUUGCUGCAGGGAACUCUCGCAGAUUAUCCAACACCAACAGCCGGUUAUUAUCCUCAACGCUAUGCACCUUACGCCUACCCCCAAAGACCGGUCUAUUCUUCCGGAUAUCCCCUGUAUGGAUUUUACCCUCAAUACGGAGGGUACCACGGCAGUUUCAGACCUUAUUGCGGACUAGAAAGUUAUCCGUACGCCGCUCUGAAAGGCUACUACCCCUUCUCCAAUGGCAACCGACCCUACCGUCCGCAAAGUUCGUUGAUGAUUCGCGGACAAUUGCAGAAUUUGUACGGCGGAUCCGUCGGACCCAGUCCUUUGCCUUACCGCAUGGUUGACGUACCACCCGGCUAAUUAAAUAAGCAUUUUUAACGGCACGAGCGUCAUGCAUAUAAAUGACAGAAUGAACGGCCCAUUUAACGAAAAAGGAGAGAACCAGUCCAGCAGAUGGGUCACUGGCCGUUGCUUCAAACCAGUUUUCUUCUUUUCCUCGGAAAUGAAUUGUUAGUCACGAAACGUGACGCACGAUAUCAACAGUUAUAAUAACAACGCAAAACAAAUGUAUCAAACUUUAAGGUUGAAAAACAAUAUUUUAAUAUACAUCUUUGGCUCUAUCCUUUUACCAGCAGGUUCUGAGCAACUGUCGUGACUCGAAUUUUGUCUUCUUCUUUUUCUUCUUCCUUAUCUGUUGGCCAUCCUUUUUUCUUCGCUUUUCGGUUGGGUUUUCCUUUCCUCCUCCUACUCCCGGCUCCGGCUCCUGCUGCAGUUCUAUACGUCAGUUGGGAACACAUUGGACUCAACCCAAAGUAUUUCAAUCCGAUGAUGAACGCUUAUAACUUGCCUAACAUUUUGACAUUUCAGGUAUAAGACGCCAGAGAAUAACCGUGACAUUAAAGACGAAUCGAUUUGGAACAGCAAAACUCGCCAAUUGAGAGUCGAUUGUAUUGGAGCUUCUAAGGGACUUUUUAUCGGCCUCUUUUUCCUGACAGCUUCGUUCUCUGUCUCGUUUUAUUCUUCAUUUUUGUACCAAUUCCGCAAUUCAAACGACUGGGACUCAUCCUGGCGGCGCGGCUCAUUGCACUUUGCUUCUCGUCUCCAUUCUCGCCAUGGCUUUAGGGGCGUUGUGUUUCUGGUUAAUAAGACAACAGUCAGAUGUGGAGUUAAUGGUUGCCUCUUUAGAAAAGUAAUAAUCUGAUUUUGAGGAAGAAGACAGUCGGCAAAUGGUAGAAAAACUCGAUAUUCUGGAUAUAGGUAAGGCAAAUUCCAUAACUACUCUAUUAUAAAUGUUCGCACGAAUAUAUGCGUGACCUAGC